AAUUCUUCAGCUUAGAGUCACUCAAUCUUUGUCUCCAAGUCACGUUACAAAUAUCCCACCCUCCCUCUAUGCCCAUCUCUAAGACUAGCAUGUGUAUAUAGAGAGAAAGCAAAGCAUCCAACUUCACCAAUUUCCUUCACUGAGCAACAAAAAUGGAAGGACAAUACGAAGAUGUGAGGUUGGGAGCAAACAAGUACAGGGAGAGACAGCCUAUAGGAACAGCUGCUCAAACCCAAGAUGACAAGGACUACAAGGAACCACCUGCGGCUCCACUUUUCGAGCCUGGCGAGUUAUCCUCAUGGUCCUUUUAUAGGGCCGGCAUUGCAGAAUUCGUGGCCACUUUCUUGUUUCUUUACAUCACUGUUUUAACCGUAAUGGGUGUUGCCAAAUCUUCACACAAGUGUUCAACUGUGGGGUUUCAGGGCAUUGCUUGGGCUUUUGGUGGCAUGAUCGUUGCUCUUGUCUACUGCACUGCUGGCAUUUCAGGGGGUCACAUUAACCCAGCAGUGACUUUCGGGCUGUUGCUAGCAAGGAAGUUGUCGCUGACUAGAGCAGUCUUUUACAUGAUAAUGCAAUGUCUUGGAGCCAUAUGUGGCGCUGCUGUCGUCAAGAGCUUCCAAAAGACUCAGUAUGAAAGGCUAGGCGGCGGUGCAAACACCAUUAGCUCAGGCUAUAGCAAGACUAGUGGACUUGGAGCUGAGAUUGUUGGCACCUUUGUCCUUGUUUAUACUGUCUUCUCUGCCACUGAUGCUAAGCGUAAUGCACGGGACUCCCACGUUCCUAUAUUGGCACCUUUGCCUAUUGGGUUCGCAGUCUUCGUGGUCCACUUGGCAACCAUUCCCAUUACAGGAACAGGCAUUAAUCCUGCUAGAAGCCUUGGCGCAGCUCUUAUUUACAACAAGGACCAAGCAUGGGAUGACCAUUGGAUAUUCUGGGUCGGACCUUUGAUUGGAGCAGCCCUGGCUGCUUUAUACCACCAAAUAGUGAUCAGAGCCAUUCCUUUCAAGUCCAAAUAAUCGAUAGAUGAUGGAAACAGUGAUUGAUAAGUGAAACUAUUGAGUCUAUGAUGAUGUGUUCCUUUCCAUUUUCCUUUUCUCUUCCUCUGAUGUGUUCCUUUCCAUUUUCCUUUUCUCUUCCUCUGAUCCUUUUCUUUCUUUUUCUUUUCUGGAUGUAAUUAAAUGAUGGGUCAAGGUAAGGAUGGUGCAUAUAUUGCGGUAGUUCCAUGGGAGAGAAAUUUAUAUGUCACUUGUGUUCCCGUUCUCAAUGUAUUGAUCCACUAUUAAUAUGGAGAAUUGGCCACUUCCUAUUCUGAAUAAAAUAUUGAUUGGAAUAGUUGACUUUAUAA
This is a messenger RNA of Gossypium raimondii (Peruvian cotton), 1345 nucleotides long. RefSeq names its product aquaporin PIP1-2. Gene Ontology annotation, cellular component: plasmodesma; vacuole; plasma membrane. Gene Ontology annotation, molecular function: water channel activity. Lineage: Eukaryota; Viridiplantae; Streptophyta; Magnoliopsida; Malvales; Malvaceae. Gene Ontology annotation, biological process: response to water deprivation; transmembrane transport. Bases 153 to 1016 code for a protein of 287 amino acids. The transcript is spliced from 4 exons. The record is from RefSeq and is a predicted model, not a curated record.